AUGUGUUUCGUUCGAGGUCGAUCUCGACAUCCACAAUCUCAAGGAUGUAUUGAAAGAGCGAAUGUUAAAGAGAAAAAUAUUUUAGACGAAGACGACUUGCCGGGCAAUAUAGAGGAAAUUGAUGAAACUCCAGCUGAGAAAAACAAUUCAGACUUGCUUAAUUUGGACGAUGAAUUAGAUACUCCGGUUGUUAAUGAAGCAAAUGAAAAAGAAGCAAAUGAAAACCACGCA
Messenger RNA from Didymodactylos carnosus, 231 nucleotides. Lineage: Eukaryota; Metazoa; Rotifera; Eurotatoria; Philodinida; Philodinidae. The record is from the annotation of a GenBank genome assembly.